This is a messenger RNA of Styela clava, 1373 nucleotides long. RefSeq names its product ER membrane protein complex subunit 10-like. The record is from RefSeq and is a predicted model, not a curated record. Gene Ontology annotation, cellular component: EMC complex. NCBI's taxonomy places the organism in Eukaryota, Metazoa, Chordata, Ascidiacea, Stolidobranchia, Styelidae.
CAUGGGCCGUAGUGGAGUCACCACUCCUGUAGUACCGGUACAGUUCAGCCGUCAGGCCGUGGUCAUCUGUAAAUUUAUUUUUUAGGCUAAUGUCUAUAUUGGGUUUUGCUGCAGAAUGCAUCUUCUACUGAUGGUGGUAUGUAUAUCUUCCAUACAAGGAAUACUUGCAUCUACAGAUGGAUAUAGUCUUGUGUUGCAGCAUGAUUUAGGGAACGGGUUUUAUGUCCAAAGAGGAGUUAUUCUUUUUCCAACAAUGAAGGGCGAAGAUGCAGAUAUAAUCGGACAAAAAGAAUUAAACACAACUGAAUUACAUCUGAUAAAUAAAUUACAGAGUGGUAAUGGGAUUUAUAAACUCAGAGUUAGAAGUCAAUUGAUUACAACUGAUGUCGAUAAACAAACAAUUGAAGAUGGUUCAUUUGUAACAGCAUACACAGAUGCAAAAAGUUUGUUGGCUUCAGGUCUACAAGACGAAAUAACAAUUCUUACAGAUGGAUUAGGAAAUAUCAUAUCAAUUGAAGUCAAACUUCAGCAAAAUGCUGGAGAAUCAGAUCUUGAAAACUUUAGUACAAUUUUGAAAGUGAAUAGUAUUCAAUCAGGCCCUGUGCCUGACACUGCUGGUUUUCUUAAUAAAUUGAAGGAAGAAAAGCUGAAGAAAGAAAAAGCAGAUAAAGAUCCAAAAUCUUUCAUUGGAAAAUAUUGGAUGUACAUUCUACCAGUGGUCUUCAUAAUGAUGAUGUCAAGUGCAAAUCAGCAGCAACAGCAGUAGAAAGGAAGCAAGGCUUACCAGAAGUCUCAAUCGGAUUGUAUUGAAUCAACAAAACUCUGCAUCUGAAUAGAUUUUAUGUAUUCUCAUUAUUAUUAUGGCUGUCAGUUGUCACUACAGAAAGGGAUUGAAUGAUCCAUUGUAUCGCCUACUUUUGUGAUCCAAUUCUGAUGUGUUUUUUUAUUCUAAUUUAUUUGCAAACAACAAUGGGACCUCCUGAAGUAUGCGCACAACCUUAUCUCAGGUUGUGCACUAGGUUAGGGUUUAGGUUAUGCGACAUCUUUGUGCGCAUACUUCAGGAGCACGAACCAUGUAAAAAAACUUCAUGAAUUUGGAAAUUUAUUCUUACUAUAUUUGUUUGUUUCAAUGGGAGGAUAGUACGAUUCAAUUUUGAUUUUACUGGAGAGAGAUUUUGCAACUGACUAAAACAUCACAUGCAUUGGGGUUGAAGUGUAUGCAUCACAACAAAAAUUGUGUAGUUGUUGAUGGACGGUAUUGUCAAGAACCAUCUGUUUUAUAUCUGCCUGAGCAAAUAAAGUAAUAGGCACACCCUGCUUAGCACCAGAUAUAAUUUUUGCUAAUCAACGAGGCAAUUUUUUCGAAGACUGAA